This is a messenger RNA of Dissoconium aciculare CBS 342.82, 1005 nucleotides long. Its product is annotated as YIF1-domain-containing protein. Gene Ontology annotation, biological process: endoplasmic reticulum to Golgi vesicle-mediated transport. The record is from RefSeq and is a predicted model, not a curated record. The coding region runs from base 1 to 1005 and encodes 334 amino acids. Lineage: Eukaryota; Fungi; Ascomycota; Dothideomycetes; Mycosphaerellales; Dissoconiaceae. Gene Ontology annotation, cellular component: endoplasmic reticulum membrane; COPII-coated ER to Golgi transport vesicle; endoplasmic reticulum-Golgi intermediate compartment. The transcript has 3 exons.
AUGCAGCGCCCAACAUAUUCCAUUCCGCCUGCGAACUCGCCUCCGCUUCACCACCCAGUCCCUCAACAUGUCUCUACAGUGCCACAAUUACGGUCACCGCCACCACCUUCGUCACAGAACUCACAACAUGGAGGAUACGCAUAUGGAGGGCACCAGCAGCAACAGUCACAAGGCUCCCAAGGACCGAGCGGCAAUUACAUGCACCCUGCAUUCGGAGGGUUCAUGAAUGAUCCCACGGCGCAGAUGGGUGUACAGCUCGGACGAAGUGCGGUAGAAGCUGGUCAGCAAUACAUGGAGCAAAACUUCAAUCGCUACGUCAACGUCUCUGCAUUGAAGCACUACUUCAAUGUCUCCAACUCCUAUGUCGUCAACAAGCUCUUCAUCGUACUGUUUCCUUGGCGGCAUCGCCCAUGGAGCCGACAACAAAUGCGGAGCAACAGCGGCAGCGGCGCCAUCGAAUACCUCCCACCUCGCGAAGAUGUCAAUUCACCUGACAUGUACAUUCCCGUCAUGGCAUUCGUGACAUAUAUCCUCCUAUCGACACUGAUUGCCGGUCUAAAUGGCAAAUUCGAGCCGCAACUGCUGGGCAUCACCUUCACCAACGCUAGUUUCAUCAUUCUGCUGGAAUUGAUCGUUUUGUGGGGAGGCCGGUACUUCCUCAAUAUCAGCAGCGAGAGUCAGAUCUACGACUUGAUUGCUUACAGUGGAUACAAAUUUGUCGGAGUGAUCGUGACGAUUGCUCUGGCUGCGAUCGUCAACCGCGGCGCAGGUACGGGCGGCUGGUUCGGCUGGGCCUUGUUCUUGUACACUUUCCUCGCAAAUGCUUUCUUUUUGCUUCGCUCUCUCAAAUAUGUGCUCCUGCCACCAGACAACGCCCCAGUGGCUCGUGCCCAACGAUCACGGCGGACACAGUUCCUCUUCGCCUACAGCUAUGUAGUGCAAUUCGGGUUCAUGAUGUGGCUGAGCAUGUUGGAUCUCAGCCCUUUGAAGAAGGGAGGCAAAUAA